This is a messenger RNA of Podarcis raffonei (Aeolian wall lizard), 3902 nucleotides long. RefSeq names its product zinc finger protein 271-like. The record is from RefSeq and is a predicted model, not a curated record. Bases 294 to 3110 code for a protein of 938 amino acids. The transcript has 8 exons. Gene Ontology annotation, biological process: regulation of DNA-templated transcription. NCBI's taxonomy places the organism in Eukaryota, Metazoa, Chordata, Lepidosauria, Squamata, Lacertidae.
CCAACACACAUAAACCCCACCGUAAGAGAAUAGCGGCUGCGGUGGGUGCAACGUCGAGCCGGGUCUGUUGGCGAAGAAAACGAACCCCAAAAACAAAAGCGCCUCUCGCGGGGGGAGGCAAGUGAUGCAAAUGGUGCAGGAUCGAGUUGGAGAGGAAAGAUCCAGGGACAAGAGGAAGGGACAUAAUCCUGUCUUGAAGCCCUGAGUACUUUUGCCCCACACACUUUUCCCAUAUUCAGUACAGCGCAACAUUUAAGAUCCUUGCUAGAUGUACAGAUCCUUGGAAAGUGGAAAUGGCUGCAACAGGGUGGCCUCAGGAACUGGUGACUUUUGAAGAUGUGGCCUUGUAUUUCACGCAAGGGCAGUGGGCUUUGCUGGAUCCGAAUCAAAGAGCUUUGUACAGGGAAGUCAUGCAAGAGAAUUACAAUCAUGUCACUUCCUUAGGAUUUCCACUUGUCAAGCCUGGUUUGAUCUCCUGGCUUGAGGAAGAGCCAUGGUCUGCAGAACGGCUGGGUUUGGAGGAGACAGAGGCUCCCUCAGAACAAAGCGCAGGGUUUCCUGAUGUGAUAAUAAAGCUGGAGGAAGAAGGGGAUCCAUGGAACCUGAAUCAGCAGGAAUCCACCUUCACAGGUACCAAGAUCUACCUUUCCUUACCUGUCUGGAUUUUUUCCAUGUUAAUUGAACAGCUCGAUGUGUUAAAAGAGAGGGAGAAAAACUCUUUACCUGCUUCCUCUGUUCUACAUGACGUCAUCACCCUCUCUGUUUGUCCUGCCUCUUUUUAUCCUGACUCAGGACUUCCUGGCGUUCUAAUAAAGCAAGAGCGAGAAGAGGAACCAGGGGUCUUGGAUGAUCAGAGAACUGAGGAAUGGCCCAGUGGUGCUGGCGACCAAUCGGGGUUUCCUGGUGUGAUAAUAAAGGUGGAGCCGAAAGAGGAACCCUGCGUCCCUGUGCUCCAAACACCUGUGGGAAGCACAUCUGUUUUGGGAGUCCACCCAGGCAGCAGGUGUGAGGAAAAAGGAGAAGAGGGUCUUCCAGUAAGCGCUCACCUAGUGGCAGCAAACAAAAUAUCCUUAGGAAUUACCGAAGGGAGCAUUUCGCAGUACCAAGAUAUCGCCGAUAACCGAGGCAGAGAAGAGAGACAUCAGAGAAAUGACCUGGGAGAGAGAUCAGGAAGGUCUUUACCUUGUCGGGGAGGUGAAAAAAGUGAAACCAAAAUGCAAAAGAAAAUUCACAAGUAUGGGAGAACUCUUCAGAAAGGAGAGAAACAUUAUAAACAAUUAGCUUGUGAGAAGAGAAUGAAUGGGAGCUACUGCCUUCUUUCUCAGAGCAAAGGCCACAAAGGAGAAAAAAUUCAUGCUUGUUCAGUCUGUGGUAAAAGCUUCAAGUGGAAAAGUAACCUGAUUAUCCACGAAAGAAUCCAUACAGGAGAGAGGCCGUAUACAUGCUCAAUCUGUGGUAAAAGCUUCAGCAAAAGGUCGUACCAUGCUGUCCAUGAGCGAAUGCACACGCAAGAAAAGACAUACACUUGUUCAGUGUGUAAUAAGAGCUUCAUCCAUAAAGUCAGCCUUAGGAGGCAUGAGCAAGUCCACACAGGAGAGACCCCGUAUAAAUGCUCAAACUGUGGGAAGGGCUUUAGUCAGAAAUGUAACCUCCUUUCACAUGAAAGAAUCCACACAGAAGAAAGGCCUUACCCGUGUUCAUUCUGCGGCAAAAGUUUUAAACGAAGAUCAAACCUCAACAGCCACAAAGUCAGCCAUACGGGAAUAAAAACAAAUAUGUGCUCGACCUGUGGUAAAAGCUUCAGUCAUAGAUCAAACCUUGUUAGCCAUGAAAGAACUCACACCGGAGAGAAACCGUUUUCAUGCACAAUCUGUGGUAAAAGUUUCGCUGACAGAACACACCUUAUUAAACAUGAGAGAACUCAUACAGGUGAGAAACCAUAUAUGUGCUCAAUCUGUGGGAACAGCUUUAGCCACAAAUCAAAUCUGGUUAGCCACGAAAGAACCCACACAGGGGAAAAACCAUACCCGUGCUCAGUUUGCGGCAAAAGUUUCACAGAUAGAGCAUAUCUUCUUAAACACCAGAGAACUCAUACAGGAGAUAAACCAUUCAAAUGUUCUGUCUGUGGGAAGAGCUUCAGUCGUAAAGAUUAUCUUAUUAGACACAAGAUCAUCCAUACCGGAGAGAAACCAUACAUGUGCUCAGUUUGCGGGAAGAGUUUCAUGUGGAAAAGUUACCUGUCUAUCCAUGAAAGAAUCCACACGGGAGAGAAACCGUAUACAUGCUCUUUCUGUGGUAAAAGCUUCAGUGAAAAAUCGUACUACAUUGUACAUGAACAAAUGCAUACAGCGGAAAAAAUGCAUGCUUGUUCAGUCUGUAGUAAAAGCUUUGUUCAUAAAGUAAGCCUUAUCAGACAUCAGCAAGUCCACUCGGGUGAGACACCACAUAAAUGCUCGGUUUGUGGGAAAGGCUUCAGUCAAAAAUGUAGCCUUAUUUCACACGCAAAAAUCCACACAGAAGAAAGGCCUUUCACAUGCUCCUUCUGCGGCAAGAGCUUCAAGCGAAGGUCAAAUCUCACCAGUCACGAAAGAAUCCAUACAGGAGAGACCCCCUAUGUGUGCUUGGCCUGUGGCAAAAGCUUUAAUUGUAAAGCGCAUCUUCUCGGACAUGAGAGAACUCAUACAGGGGAGAAACCAUAUUCAUGCUCGGUUUGUGGGAAGAACUUUGGUAACAAGUCACAGGUGGUUAUACACGGAAGAAUACACACAGGGGAAAAACCAUAUACUUGUUCACACUGUGGGAAAAAGUUCAAGCACAGGACAAGCUAUACUGAGCAUCAAAAAAUCCACACGGAAGAGAAACCGUUCAUAUGCUCAGCCUGCGGCAGGAGCUUCAGUCGGAAGGAGCACCUGAUUAUCCACGAGAGAAUCCACACGGGAGAGAAGCCAUAUUCAUGCUUGGCCUGUGGGAAAAACUUCAAGCAGAAGUCAAGCCUUACUUCACAUGAGAGAAGCCACUCGGCUGAAAAGCCACACUCGUGUUCCACCUGUGGCAAAACUUUCAAGAAUCAAGUAUACCUGAGGAGACAUGAAAAAAUUCAUAUGAGAUAAAGGAUGAGGGUGGCGCUGUGGGUUAAACCACAGAGCCUGGGACUUGCCGAUCAGAAGGUCAGCGGUUCGAAUCCCCACGACAGGGUGAGCUCCCAUUGCUCAGUCCCUGCUCCUGCCAACCUAGCAGUUCGAAAGCACGUCAAAGUGCAAGUAGAUAAAUAGGUACCACUCCGGCGGGAAGGUAAACAGCAUUUCCAUGCCCUGCUCUGGUUCGCCAGAAGCGGCUUAGUCAUGCUGGCCACAUAACCUGGAAGCUGUACCCCGGCCCCCUCGGCCAAUAAAGCGAGAUGAGUGCCGCAACCCCAGAGUCGGUCACGACUGGACCUAAUGGUCAGGGGUCCCUUUACCUUUACCUUUAUGUUUGAAAAGCCUCAUCCUCGUCAGACUUUAUUUAAGCAUCAGAAAGGUGAGGGUUGGGUGUGUCACGAGAUACGGAAGGCGUUAAGGCACAGACGUGACCCAGAAACCCAUACCAGAGACAGAAAUAAUACCUGCAAUAUUUAAUAAAGCACCAGUAACCUUUUUUCUCCCAAUGAUCUAUAGUCUGGGACUUAACAGUGCUGUUGUGAAUACAUUUCAAUAUUUCAAACUUUUCCUGGGUUUGAAUUUUCUAGCUUCAUUUCAUAGUCUGAAGACUAAUUGCCACCUGCUUCGGCUUCCAGAUCUGCUUUUUCGAACAUUUUCAUCGAUUCCAGAUCACGUUCGUUUUUGUAGCUGUGUGAAAGAACACUUGGUUUAGCUGCAGAUGUAUCGUAAUAUAUUACGUACUGAAUAAAGAAUUUUAGAAACUUG